Loxodonta africana (African savanna elephant) is the source of this 948-nucleotide messenger RNA. RefSeq names its product olfactory receptor 10H1. The record is from RefSeq and is a predicted model, not a curated record. Lineage: Eukaryota; Metazoa; Chordata; Mammalia; Proboscidea; Elephantidae. The transcript has a single exon. Gene Ontology annotation, molecular function: G protein-coupled receptor activity; olfactory receptor activity. Gene Ontology annotation, biological process: G protein-coupled receptor signaling pathway; detection of chemical stimulus involved in sensory perception of smell. Gene Ontology annotation, cellular component: plasma membrane.
AUGCUGGGAGUUAAUCGCUCAGCAGUGUCUGAGUUCAUCCUCAUUGGCUUCUCCACCUUCCCCCACCUUCAGCUGAUGUUCUUCCUGCUGUUCCUGCUGAUGUACCUGUUCACUCUACUGGGGAAUCUGCUCAUCAUGGCCACCAUCUGGAGCAAGCGCAGCCUCCACACGCCCAUGUACCUCUUCCUGUGUGCCCUCUCUAUCUCUGAGAUCCUCUACACCUUCGCCAUCAUCCCACGCGUGCUGGUCGACCUGCUCUCCACCCGCCAUGCCAUUGCCUUUGUGGCCUGUGCCAGCCAGAUGUUCUUCUCCUUCAUGUUUGGUUUCACCCACUCCUUCCUACUCACUGUCAUGGGCUAUGACCGCUACAUGGCUAUCUGCCACCCCCUUCGCUAUAACGUCCUCAUGAGCCCCCAGGGCUGUGCCUGCCUGGUGGUCUGGUCCUGGGCUGGGGGCUCUGUCAUGGGGAUGGUGGUGACGAUAGCCAUUUUCAACCUCACCUUCUGUGGGCCCAAUAAGAUCCACCAUUUUGCUUGCCAUGUGCCACCACUGCUGAAGUUGGCUUGCGGAAAUGAUGUGCCAGCUGUGGCAAAGGGUGUGGGCCUCACGUGCAUCACAGCCCUGAUGGGCUGCUGUCUUCUCAUCCUCCUCUCCUAUGCCUUCAUUGUGGCCACCAUCUUGAAAAUCCCCUCUGCUGAGGGUCGGCACAAAGCCUUCUCUACCUGAGCUUCCCACCUCACUGUGGUCAUUGUGCACUACAGCUUCGCCUCUGUCAUCUACCUCAAGCCCAAGGGUCCCCAGUCUCUGGAAGGAGACACCCUCAUGGGCAUCACAUACACAGUCCUCACGCCCUUCCUCAGCCCCAUCAUCUUCAGCCUCAGAAACAAGGAGCUGAAGAAUGCCAUGAACAAGACCUUCCUCAGCAAACUCAGCCCAGACAAAUUGUGA